AUGUUCAUCAAAGCCUCCGCUCUCGUCCUCCUCCUCACAUCCACGCUCACGCAGGCCGCGGUGCGCAAGUACAACCUCGACAUCGUCAACGGCAACGUCAACCUCGACGGCACAACCCGCGGCGCGGUGCUCGUCAACGGCCAAUUCCCCGGAACGGUCAUCACGGGAGAAAUCAACGAUGAUUUCGAGCUGACCGUUAACAACAAGUUGACGGAUGAGACGAUGGAUCUACCUACCGCCAUUCACUGGCAUGGGUUCUUCCAGGCUAGGACGGCGCAUGAGGAUGGGCCCAGUCAUGUUAACCAGGCGCCGAUUUUGCCUGGGGACAGCUACACGUACAGGUUCAAGGCACGCGACCAGGCGGGUACGUUCUGGUACCACUCCCACUUCCACGCCCAGUACGUUGAUGGGUGCCGGUCUGGUAUCAUCAUCCGUGACCCCAAUGAUGAGCACAAGGGGCUUUACGACUAUGACUUGGAUGAGCAUCUCCUCCAGUUCUCCGACUGGUACCCCCAGAAAUCCAGGGUGUCGAUGGCAGCCCUCACCGCCUCCGGCUCCGAGCCCACCCCCUCCGUAAUCCUCAUCAACGGCCUCGGCGGCAAGCAAGGCAGCUACGUUGUGAACGUCGAGAAGAACAAGCGAUACCGCCUGCGUCUCCUGAACAGCGGCGCCAUGGUGCCCUAUGAGAUUGCAUUCGACGGCCACGAAUUCGACGUCAUCGAGGUCGACUCCGUCAACCACGUCCCCGUCCGCGCUUCCAAGCUCACCAUCUACCCCGGUCAACGUUACUCCGUCGUGCUGAAGGCGGACAAGCCUGUCGGUAACUACGCCAUCACCAUCAAGCAGCUUGACGGCCCCGAUGCACCCGUCACGACCACCGGUAUCCUCCGCUACGCCGGCGCUCCUGCCGUCGCCCCCCGCGGCCUCGUCUUCCCUCAACGCCGCGCGUCCGCCCCAGCGCUCAAGGACGACAUGCUGCACCCCACCCGCCCCGACCCGAUCCUCUCCAACCCCAAAAUCAAAGCCGACAUCACCAUCCCCAUCAAAUUCAGCAAGACCACCAUCGGCGGCAAGAGCGUGUGGCAGAUCAACAACUCCCCCUUCGAAGCCCCGCACGACAACGUCCUCGACGCCGUCCUCCGCCACGGCGCAACGACCCAAGCGGAUUUCGCCAAAUCCUCCAACAUCUUCGUCCUCGACAAACCCAACGCCGUCGUCGACCUCGUCUUCUCCGGCGCCGCCAACGGGUUCAACCACCCCUUCCACCUGCACGGCCACGCCUUCUCGGUCCUCACCGCCGGCGCCAACCCCGUCAUGCGCGACGUGCAGGCCAUCGGCGGGUCCAGCCAGACCCUCCGCUUCGUCGCGGACAACCCCGGCGUGUGGUUCAUGCACUGCCACAUCGACUGGCACUUGGAGCAGGGGCUGGCGGUCAUCUUUGUGGAGCGCCCCAAUGACAUCCGCAGUGGACCGCAGAGCGUGGCCCCGUCGCAGGAGUGGUUGGACAAACAUGCAAAGUGGGAGGCGUGGCGUGAUGCCCAUGGAGAGCACUAA
Molecule: messenger RNA, 1554 nt
Organism: Fimicolochytrium jonesii
Lineage: Eukaryota; Fungi; Chytridiomycota; Chytridiomycetes; Spizellomycetales; Powellomycetaceae
Product: laccase
Exons: 2
Coding region: 1-1554 (517 amino acids)
Molecular function (GO): oxidoreductase activity; copper ion binding
Source: RefSeq, a predicted model, not a curated record